UUAUUAAUAUUAUCUGAUCCUCAGUAUCAAAAAAAAUAUUUUUCAAGAAAAAUAAAGUCCCCACUUGCGUGAGGAUACGCGGAAUGGGCGGUUCUGUUCACACCCACCGCUUUGUUUACUUAUUUAUCAAUUGGUUGCCUUUUUCCCUUUCUCUGUUUUUCUUGCAACUGCCGUUGCGGCAUACUAUUCAUUCAUAAUCCCACUAUAAAUAUCUUACGGUUUCAUUGACCCUCACGUUUCUAGCCAUCUCUUUGCCAUAUACCUCUCUCUCUCUCUCUCUCUCUCUCUCUCUCUUCUCUUCCUCCUUCCUAUAACCACGGCCCAACUUUAAUUUGCGACUCAAAGUUGUCGUUUAUAUUUUGCUUCUUCUCCUCGCCCUCAUCCCAUUCCGUCAUGGAUUUAGAGUAUGAAUAUCAAGAAGGAUACAGAAGGAACUCCAGGGGAGUGCGGCUCUUCACCUGCGCUUGGUUGCCGCUUUCGUCUCCCAAGGCUCUUGUUUUCCUCUGCCACGGGUAUGGUAUGGAAUGCAGUCGCUCCAUGCGAGAAUGUGGAGUGAGGCUAGCGAGCGCUGGGUAUGGCGUGUUUGGAAUGGAUUACGAAGGACAUGGACGUUCUGAAGGUUCCCGCUGUUACAUCAGAAGGUUUGACAACCUUGUUAACGAUUGCUAUGACUUUUUCAAGUCUCUUACCGAGCUCAAAGAUUAUGAAGCAAAGGGCAGGUUCUUGUAUGGAGAGUCCAUGGGAGGGGCCGUGGCCUUGCUCCUGCAUAAAAAGGACCCCCACUUCUGGGACGGCGCCGUUCUCGUCGCCCCCAUGUGCAAGAUAUCAGAGAAGGUGAAGCCACACCCCGUGGUUAUAAGCAUUUUGACGACAGUGGAAGAUGUCAUACCGGCAUGGAAGAUUGUGCCCACCAAAGAUGUCAUUAAUUCAGCCUUUAAAGACCCUGCCAAACGAGAAACGAUAAGGAGAAACAAGUUGAUAUAUCAGGACAAGCCAAGGCUGAAAACAGCACUAGAAAUGCUACGAACCAGCAUGAAUCUGGAAGAGAGCCUGCACGAGGUGACUCUGCCAUUCUUUGUGUUGCAUGGAGAGGCGGACACGGUGACGGAUCCGGAAGUGAGCAGGGCAUUGUACGAGCGAGCCAGCAGUGAAGACAAGACCAUCAAACUGUACCCAGAGAUGUGGCAUGGCUUGACAUCUGGCGAGCCCGACGAAAACAUCCACACCGUGUUCUCCGACAUCAUAGAUUGGCUCGACAAGCGAGCCGGUGAUGCCGUUCAAAAUCGCACUACUCUUCCUCCAAUUGAACACAGCCAGACCAUUGACUAUGGGGUCGAGAAAGUCACGACAGCUGCUUCGCAAUUGCCAGGCAAUGAAACGCAGCAGCGUUUACGGAAAACACGAGCGUGUCCUAGCUAUUUUUGUGGGUUGAAAGGACGGCGUUUGCAACAUCACUCCGCAAUGUAGAAUUAUUGUAUCGACCCUGUAAUUUUAUUUGCUUUCAAACUUUUGGAGUUGGACGCCACUGAUUUUAAUUAUAUAUACGCGCCUUCUGGAGCAAGAGUUGCCCC
Neltuma alba is the source of this 1571-nucleotide messenger RNA. Its product is annotated as caffeoylshikimate esterase-like. The transcript is spliced from 7 exons. The record is from RefSeq and is a predicted model, not a curated record. The coding region runs from base 394 to 1467 and encodes 357 amino acids. NCBI's taxonomy places the organism in Eukaryota, Viridiplantae, Streptophyta, Magnoliopsida, Fabales, Fabaceae.